AUGCGAGGCAGUAACCUAUUAUCGCGUGUUGCAACAAGGACGGUCUUCAGCCAACAAUAUAAGGAUGGACCGACUGAGCUCUUCACUCAGACACACUUGAAACUACACACGAAGAACAACAUCAUGAAGUGGGCCGCACGCGUGGCGCUUGCGGGCCUCCUGGUCGCCGCCCUCCACGCCGCGCCAGACGCCGAGCGGCGACAGUCGCGGUCCGUCCUGUCGGGCGGCUACCUGCCUCCUCCGGCGGGCGGAGGCGGAGGCGCGUCCGGGGGUUCGGGCGGGGGUGGCUACAGCGGCUCGGCGGGGGGAGGAGGCGGCUCUAAGUUCGGCGGAUCUGGAAGUUCCUUCGGGGGCGGCGGUGGACAUGGUGGAUCGUCUGGAGGAGGUUCCUUUGGUGGAAGAGGAGGCUCAGGUGGAGGAUACGGAGGCUCCUCAGGUGGAUCGUCUGGAGGAGGUUCCUUUGGUGGAAGAGGAGGCUCAGGUGGAGGAUACGGAGGCUCCUCAGGUGGAUCGUCUGGAGGAGGUUCCUUUGGUGGAAGAGGAGGCUCAGGAGGAGGAUACGGAGGCUCCUCAGGUGGAUCGUCUGGAGGAGGUUCCUUUGGUGGAAGAGGAGGCUCAGGAGGAGGAUACGGCGGCUCAUCAGGUGGAUCGUCUGGAGGAGGUUCCUUUGGUGGAAGAGGAGGCUCAGGUGGAGGAUACGGCGGCGCCUCAGGUGGAUCGUCCGGAGGAGGUUCCUUUGGUGGAAGAGGAGGCUCAGGUGGAGGAUACGGCGGCUCCUCAGGUGGAUCGUCUGGAGGAGGUUCCUUUGGUGGAAGAGGAGGCUCAGGUGGAGGAUACGGAGGCUCCUCAGGUGGAUCGUCUGGAGGAGGUUCCUUUGGUGGAAGAGGAGGCUCAGGAGGAGGAUACGGCGGCUCAUCAGGUGGAUCGUCUGGAGGAGGUUCCUUUGGUGGAAGAGGAGGCUCAGGUGGAGGAUACGGCGGCUCCUCAGGUGGAUCGUCUGGAGGAGGUUCCUUUGGUGGAAGAGGAGGCUCAGGUGGAGGAUACGGCGGCUCCUCAGGUGGAUCGUCUGGAGGAGGUUCCUUUGGUGGAAGAGGAGGCUCAGGUGGAGGAUACGGCGGCUCCUCAGGUGGAUCGUCUGGAGGAGGUUCCUUUGGUGGAAGAGGAGGCUCAGGUGGAGGAUACGGCGGCUCCUCAGGUGGAUCGUCUGGAGGAGGUUCCUUUGGUGGAAGAGGAGGCUCAGGUGGAGGAUACGGCGGCUCCUCAGGUGGAUCGUCUGGAGGAGGAGGUGGUUCCUUUGGUGGAAGAGGAGGCUCAGGUGGAGGAUACGGCGGCUCCUCAGGUGGAUCGUCUGGAGGAGGAGGAGGUUCCUUUGGUGGAAGAGGAGGCUCAGGUGGAGGAUACGGCGGUUCCUCAGGUGGAUCGUCCGGAGGAGGUUCCUUUGGUGGAAGAGGAGGUUCAGGUGGAGGAUACGGCGGCUCCUCAGGUGGAUCGUCCGGAGGAGGUUCCUUUGGUGGAAGAGGAGGCUCAGGUGGAGGAUACGGUGGCUCCUCAGGUGGAUCGUCCGGAGGAGGUUCCUUUGGUGGAAGAGGAGGCUCAGGUGGAGGAUACGGUGGCUCCUCAGGUGGAUCGUCCGGAGGAGGUUCCUUUGGUGGAAGAGGAGGCUCAGGUGGAGGAUACGGCGGCUCCUCAGGUGGAUCGUCUGGAGGAGGUUCCUUUGGUGGAAGAGGAGGCUCAGGUGGAGGAUACGGCGGCUCCUCAGGUGGAUCGUCUGGAGGAGGUUCCUUUGGUGGAAGAGGAGGCUCAGGUGGAGGAUACGGAGGCUCCUCAGGUGGAUCGUCUGGAGGAGGUUCCUUUGGUGGAAGAGGAGGCUCAGGUGGAGGAUACGGAGGCUCCUCAGGUGGAUCGUCUGGAGGAGGUUCCUUUGGUGGAAGAGGAGGCUCAGGUGGAGGAUACGGUGGCUCCUCAGGUGGAUCGUCUGGAGGAGGAGGAGGAGGUUCCUUUGGUGGAAGAGGAGGCUCAGGUGGAGGAUACGGUGGCUCCUCAGGUGGAUCGUCUGGAGGGACCUCCUUUGGUGGAUCCUUCGGCGGUGGAUCGUCUGGAGGAGGCAGUUUGGGUGGCUAUGUCCCUCCCGGAACUGGUGGCUCUUCAGGAGGUGGGUCUUUCGGUGGAAAAGGAGGAUUUGGGGGUGGAAGUGGAUCGUUCGGUGGAAAUGGAGGAUCUGGUGGGGCCUAUGGUGGAUCAUCAAGCGGUGGAUCUUUUGGAGGUGGAUCCUUCGGUGGGGGAGGUUCCGUUGGUGGAGGAUAUCUUCCACCUAGCAGAGGAUAAGGGCUUCUCACUUUUAUCUCUUUUAUCACAGAAGCUUUGUUAUCUGUUCUGAAUACUUUUAUAACUACGUCACAUUUAUAUACAUAUCUAUUCAUUUGAAUGAAGUUUAAUUUAUUCUAAUAAAUUAUUAAGCCAAUAUAACGUUCUUUGAAGCUGCAUAAUACCCUGAUGUUAUAUUCCUCUCCUGACUCUUAUUAAUCAUCUUGUUCAUCCUUUAGCCACUAUAAAAGUAAUGUCUUUUCAGAUAAACAAAGGAUGAACAGAUUGAUAAAUUAAAAACUGAUUACUACUACUUUUCAUACACACUGAAGAACAUAAAGGUUUUUCAUUCAGGAAUAUCAAUUAUGAAUUAACAAGACCAAUAAAAUCCUCAAUCUGAAGUCAAUCUAAAUUAACAAAUCACUCCUUUUCCACUGAGGAUGUUGAAAGCUUGGAUUCAUCUCAAUUUGAUUAUGAUCUUAAAAUCUUGGAAAGU
This is a messenger RNA of Penaeus chinensis, 2800 nucleotides long. RefSeq names its product glycine-rich cell wall structural protein 1.8-like. The record is from RefSeq and is a predicted model, not a curated record. Lineage: Eukaryota; Metazoa; Arthropoda; Malacostraca; Decapoda; Penaeidae. The transcript has 2 exons. The coding region runs from base 1 to 2325 and encodes 774 amino acids.